AUGAUGUACGCAUUGAAGGUCUUAUUUCACAAUAAUGUUGCCAAAGAAUUCAAGAAGGGACUUCAACUCGAGUUCAUUGGGAACAACCGUGGUGCUGCCGAAUAUCUUGCAAACGUAACGAACGGCGAGAGUCUUCUUGGCAGACAACCUUCCACGUCCUCGCAGGUCAGCGACCAAGCACCUAAGAGGCCGAGAAUCGCAAUUGCGCUGGCUUAUCUGACUACUGGGGAACUUCGAGAGGUGUCGGUCAAUCCACCUAAAGUACCUGGUGAGGAUAGCUGA
Messenger RNA from Bacidia gigantensis, 282 nucleotides. RefSeq lists its product as uncharacterized. Bases 1 to 282 code for a protein of 93 amino acids. NCBI's taxonomy places the organism in Eukaryota, Fungi, Ascomycota, Lecanoromycetes, Lecanorales, Ramalinaceae. The transcript is spliced from 2 exons. The record is from RefSeq and is a predicted model, not a curated record.